Phytophthora sojae is the source of this 1260-nucleotide messenger RNA. RefSeq lists its product as hypothetical. The transcript has 3 exons. The record is from RefSeq and is a predicted model, not a curated record. NCBI's taxonomy places the organism in Eukaryota, Oomycota, Peronosporomycetes, Peronosporales, Peronosporaceae. Bases 1 to 1260 code for a protein of 419 amino acids.
AUGCCGCCCCACACUGCUUCCUCGCCCCGCGCCGACACGCCCCGCGGACCCGGCACUGUGAACAUCACGUUGAGGUGCCGCGGCGUGACCGAAGUCAUCGAGAACGUCAGCGUCCGGUGGACUAUGGGGGCGCUAUGCAAGAAGAUCGCCAAGGCGCUCAAGGAGACCUUCGGCAUCGACGCCAUCCCCGCGCAGCUCCGCCUCAGGACGUACGUCAAGAUCGACGGCGAGUGGCCGACCGAGGAAGCAGCCGAGGACGCUGCGAACCGCCCCACCGUGAUUGGCAAGUCUGUGUCCACCGAGCUCGAGGGUAUUGGCGCUGAGGGCCGCGUGCACCUGCUCGUGACGAUGCCUGCAGACGGUGAUGAUAAAGAAGAGAAGCCCGCCGCAGCAGAAGAGAAGAGCGAUGCCAAGGACACCUCGGCAGAGGACGGCGACAUCAGCGACGUCGAGACGGCCGUAGCCCGCUUCAGCAAGCGGGUCACGGGGCGCAAUCGCAAGCGCAAGACGUCCACGGCGGACUCCACGGAGGAUACCCGUAUCGCGUUCUCCGACGUCACGGAGACACAGGCGAACGCGAUGUACGAGAGCAUGGACAGGGAUAACAACUACGACAUUAAGACGACGACGCUAACAGAGGAGCUCAAGGCGGGGAUCCGGGAAGACUACGCGCGACCGAAAGAAGUGCACAAGCGGCGCUACAUCGACGCGAUACUGAGCCGCCUGAUCUUCGCUGUGAACGAGAGCACCGGUGCCAAGGACGAAGCCACCAAGCUACUCCUGUUUCCUGCGUACGGGAUCGCGCUCCCGGAGCUGAACGCGUCUGGAGCUGCGGACUGGGUGAUCAAGCGCAGCGACCGGAUGCUUGUCGUCAUCGAGGCCAAGCAGUGCGGCAUCAGGAGGGGCCAGUAUCAGCUACUCGCGAUGAUGGAAGCCCUCCGUAUCCACAACAAGAAGCUUAAAAUCAAGCAGACCAAGGUCCAAGCCAUCUGCACCGACUUCCAGAACUGGUUGUUCGUGGAACGGAAGUCGAGAACUCUGCGGAAGAAACGCAAGGGCACGGUCCCUGCCACCACUAACGAGCUUGAUGAGAAUCUGCUAGAUAUCUGUGAGCGGGUUAAAGGUAGUGGAACUAGUGGAAUGAGGUCUAAAGGGGCUGGCGAUGUGUUAGAGCUCGUGAAAAGUGGUGGAACAGGGUGGUGGAAGGUGGUGGAAGUGGUGGAAACACAGGUUUACGGUUUCAUUACGCCUCUACCAUAA